Molecule: messenger RNA, 878 nt
Organism: Rubroshorea leprosula
Lineage: Eukaryota; Viridiplantae; Streptophyta; Magnoliopsida; Malvales; Dipterocarpaceae
Source: the annotation of a GenBank genome assembly
CCCAAUCCAACUUAACCAAACCCAACCCAACUCAUUCCCCUAAAUUUAACUCUAACCCCAAUUCAUUUCUCCAUUCUAAUUACUCUUACUCUCACCUUCUCAGAUCUUGGUUUCUGCCUUUGGUUUGUUGCUCGCGUCUACUCUGUUGCUGCUCAUGAAUCUACUCUGCUCUUCACGAACCCUUCUGCUCUGUUGCUCCUCACAAUUUGCUCUUCACAAACGCUUCUGCUCACUGUUGCUCAUGAAUCUGCUCUGCUUUGCUGUUGCUCACGAAUCUGCUCUACUCUGUUGUUGCUCAUGAGUCCUUCUGCUCUUCACGAACCCUUCUGCUCUGCUGCUGCUCACGAUCUGCUGCUGCUCACGAUCUGCUCUUCAAGAACCCUUCUGCUUGUUGCUGCUCACGAAUCUGCUUUGCUCUGUUGUUGUUGACAAAUGUACUCUAUUGUUGUUUACAAGUCCUUCUGCUCUUCACGAACCCUUCUGCACUGCUACUGCUCACGAACCCUUCUGCACUGCUGCUGCUCACGAACCCUUCUACUCUGCUGCUACCGAAAGCCAUCUACUCUGUAAAAGAUAGAUUAGAAUUUGAUAUUUGGUGGGGAAUGGGGAUGGGGGGUAAAAUCUACCCUCGUCAUAAAUCCCCGCGGGGAUCCCCGUCCCUGUGAAUUGCGGGGACGAGGAUGGGGAAGGGGUCCUCAGCCCCGUGGGACCUCGUUGCCAUCCCUACUUAAAACUAUUUAAUAGAACUAAUUUUAAAAUUUUACUAUUCUUGGAUGUUCAGUUGAGGAGUUUUAAAUCUUAAUUAUAAAUGCUUGUAAUCAUUCCUAAUGAUAUUCAUGUUAAAUUUUAUUUGCUUUUAACAAAUGUUUUAAGACUCG